Messenger RNA from Aureobasidium pullulans EXF-150, 1314 nucleotides. RefSeq lists its product as uncharacterized. The coding region runs from base 1 to 1314 and encodes 437 amino acids. Gene Ontology annotation, biological process: proteasome assembly. The transcript has a single exon. Gene Ontology annotation, molecular function: proteasome binding. The record is from RefSeq and is a predicted model, not a curated record. NCBI's taxonomy places the organism in Eukaryota, Fungi, Ascomycota, Dothideomycetes, Dothideales, Saccotheciaceae.
AUGCCGCCCUUGGCAGGAAAUUGGCAUAGCCUCUUGAUGAGGCAUGUCAGAACUUGGAAAGCAGCAGCUAAACAAGUUCAAAAGGCCGUCCAGAGCAAAGUAGCUCAACCGGCACAGGCAGAACUCCAGCCUGUCUUUGUUCGCGCACGACAGCCAUUACACCCGGCCGCCCGCAUCCGACAAACGCAGAGCCGCUGGUUCAGCAGCUCGUCUCGAUCAACCUUCAAGGACACUGUCCGUCGCCUGAGCUCCAUCGCCGAACAAGCAUCUGGAAACCAGUACAAGCGUAGCUCUCUGCCCAAGUCGACCGUCGGCAAUGCCGUCAUCCGUAACUCUGGCCGUGCUCCGUUCGCAUCUACCCUCCGACCCAACCUCACCGGGGGCACCUUAGGACGCACAUCUGGAGGAUACUCGCUUGGAGGUGGUCGUGUUGGAGGUCAGAGAUACUUCUCUCAUGGCCCAGCCAGCCAAGCACAGAUCGUCCAGAACGUCUCUCAGGCCGUCCGUGCCUUCUUUGUGUCAGGUAACAAGGCCCAAUUUAACGGCGUCAACCCUCGCGGCGAGAAGUCGUACAAGACCGUCACUCUCGCCCAGCACGACACUGCUAAGAAGCUCCGCUCGCUCCCCAAGCAGACUCCCGGCUCUUACAUCUCUUUCCCCAUCAACCCUACCAUCACUGCCUUGACCACCCUCGAGGCUGUUGCUGGUUACGCCGACGCCGAGCACGUCAACUCCGAGGGCCUCCUCGAUGGUCUCACCGUCGACUUCUCCCGCUCCCUCAAGGACCUGACCGCCGUCCUCAGCGAUCUCAGCAAGCUCUCAAAUCUGGGCGAUUUACCAAUCACAUACGAAGGCUCAUCACUACGUAUCCACUUCCCUGGUUGUGAUGCUGAUACUGUCGACAAAUUGAGAGAUGAGCUGCAAAUCCAGCGAGGCACGACCGUCCAAGACGAAGACUUUGACGACUUUGUUGGAUCCGAGAUUGCCCUUCUCUUCCCCUUUGCUCCCAGCACACAACCCUCGGACAGUGGCAGCGAGUUUUACGAGUCACCUUCUGGCAGUCACACCAAGCCCAUUGAUUGGCAAACAAUGCUCACACCAUCCGAGAGCAGCGUCGGACGCCAUCUCUCGAUGAAAUCAGACACCUUGUCGGACGUCGACUAUGAGUUUGACAGUCCAGCUAUGGUCUCUGAUUACGAGUCUCUACACUAUUCCAGCUCUGGCGAACACGAAGAUGCCCAAAGCCCUCUUGAAUACCAAGGGUUCGAGGGCAUUUACCGCUUCAUCGAGCAAUGCGACUCUCACCGACACUGA